Messenger RNA from Engraulis encrasicolus (European anchovy), 1803 nucleotides. RefSeq names its product arrestin domain-containing protein 1-like. Gene Ontology annotation, cellular component: cytoplasm. NCBI's taxonomy places the organism in Eukaryota, Metazoa, Chordata, Actinopteri, Clupeiformes, Engraulidae. Gene Ontology annotation, molecular function: ubiquitin protein ligase binding; ubiquitin-like ligase-substrate adaptor activity. Bases 32 to 1405 code for a protein of 457 amino acids. The record is from RefSeq and is a predicted model, not a curated record. Gene Ontology annotation, biological process: protein transport. The transcript is spliced from 7 exons.
CACGCUAUAAAGUAAGCGAGAGCAUGGGGAAAUGAAGAAAAAGCAGCAGCAGCAGCGGCGUGGGUACAUAGAAAGAUUUCGUGUAAAUGUUCAGUUUAAUACAGCUAAAAAUGACUACUUGUUUGGUACGUACAUUCCCGGAGAAUCCGUCUCGGGAACAGUGGACAUCACGAACACCAAACCAAUACCAAUUAAAGCCAUCAAGGUAACCUGUCGCGUCUGCUGUGGCGUCAGCCCUCAAAAACAUUCCAGGUCAUGGCAGGCAGAGGAGCAGUAUUUCAAGAGCACUGUUACAGUCGCCGACAAAGGCACUCUAGAGAAAGGCUCACAUUCCUUCCCAUUCACCUUUCUCACACCAGCCACUGUUCCUACCAGCUACGGGGGAACCUAUGGCAGUGCUGAGUGCGCACUCGAAGCCAGCAUCGACUCUCCUCUCGUUUCAACGACAUCGAGGGAGUGCUCUUUUCUGAUCCUAAAUCCCCUGAACCUCAACGAUUUGCCAAAUAUUCAGGAUACAAAUUCUGUGACCAAGGAUUUCAGCGACAUGAAAAAUGGCACGAUUGUGCUGAAAGCCACCAGUGACCAGCGAGGGUAUACGAAUGGCCAGGUCAUUCACCUGGAGACAGAGAUCGAGAACAAAGCGGGGGAAGCCACAAGUACUGUGGUGGCAAAAUUCAUGCAGAAAGAGACCUAUCUGACCAAGACUCCCAUCCAUGCUAUGAAGACCAUCGCCACGAUCGAGGGAACCGGGGUGGUUGGCAACAACAAGGCCAAGUGGAGAGAGGAGAUCAGAGUGCCAUGUCUGCCGCAGUCUCGUCUACAAAGCUGUUGUAGGCUCAUCGACAUAGAAUAUUACAUCGAGGUGUCCCUGAAGUCCCCAGAGGUUUCAGUGACCCUCCCCAUCAUCAUUGGAGAUAUCCGUCUGACCACCGCCAACAGCACUCCACCGCUGCCAGUGCCGGAAGAAGCCCAGGCAGACUCCCCCUCUACCCCCCAGGCAGACUCCCCCUCUACCCCCCAGGCAGACUCCCCCUCUACCCCCCAGGCAGACUCCCCCUCUACCCCCCAGGCAGACUCCCCCUCUACACACCAGGCAGACUCCCCCGCUACCCCCCAGGCAGACUCCCAGGCACAGACUCUCUCCACCCACCAGGCAGACUUUCCAACUCCAACCCCCAGACGCCGAUGCAGGCGUCUCUGCGGCUGCUUCUCCUUCUCCCGCACCCCUUCCCCUGCUGACCGUCCAGAGGCUGACAUGAUGCCACAGGCAGACAUGAUGCCACAGGCGGACACAAUCCUGACCAAGAGCCACUCCCAGUCUCAGGACUGCCCGCCCUCACCCCAUGCCUACUAUAGAAUGAUUUCUCUCCAGACCUACGGUUCCAGAGACUUCUUUGUUUUGUAGUCACCUGUUAUGCACACCGUUAUGACUUAUGGGGAACAAUCCCACUUCACUGAAUGUAGCACUUUAAUGUAUUUAUAUGAUGUGUUUGUGCACCGUGUUCACAAAUGUAUGAAAUGGCCUCUAAAGCUUGCCACUGCCGUAGUAAUGACUAUGCCUGAUGCAUUUAUUUUUGUAUAAGUGCCUUUUAAUGGGAGGAGGACCAGGCUUUGAACACUGAACAUUUCAAUGCUUUUGAAAUGGGUACAAGUUGCAUUUGGUGGUAUAGACGUCUCUAUGUUUGAAACCCACUGUUAUCUGCCUUAAACCAUUAGUGGUAUAGAGCUUCUUUGCUUGAAAAAUGCUAAUUGUGGUGAUUGUAUUUAAUACAUCUCAAUAAAUGAAAUAUGCUUUGUUGCACA